Molecule: messenger RNA, 796 nt
Organism: Daphnia magna
Lineage: Eukaryota; Metazoa; Arthropoda; Branchiopoda; Diplostraca; Daphniidae
Product: alpha-ketoglutarate-dependent dioxygenase alkB homolog 6
Exons: 5
Coding region: 136-774 (212 amino acids)
Source: RefSeq, a predicted model, not a curated record
CGCAGUCCGUGGUCCGCGUCCGUAUUUCAUCCUGGCCCGCGACGAGCAGCUGUUCAUGCUUCGUGGUAAAAUAUUUGAAGUUACGUGUGCAAGGAACUAGUUUUUUCGACAGGCCUCAGAAUACUAAAAAAAAUCAUGUUAGAGAAAUUCCGUGUGGAAAAUUGUCCAGACUAUGUCUACUACAUUCAGAAUUUUCUUACAGUGGAAGAAGAAAAUCUGCUUUUAAAGAGUGUGUACAAUGUUCCUCAAACUAAAUGGACACAGCUGUCAAGAAGACGGUUACAGAACUGGGGAGGAAUUCCUCAUCAUAAUGGCAUGAUCCCAGAGGCUAUUCCACAGUGGUUGCAGACAUGGAUUGAAAAAGUUGCAGGAUUCCAAGUUUUUUCUCAUCUUCCAAACCAUGUUUUAAUUAAUGAGUACAAGCCAAAUGAAGGAAUAAUGCCCCACUUAGAUGGACCAUUAUACUCAUCCACGAUAGCCACUAUUAAUCUUGGUUCCCACACAGUCCUAAACUUCUACAAGUCUGAAAAAAGAGACAAGAUUGCAUUCUCUUUGUUCCUUGAGGCACGUAGUCUGCUAAUUCAACAAGGAGACAUGUAUGAAAACUAUUUACAUGGAAUUGAUGAAAGAAGUGAAGAUGUUAUAGAUAAUUCCAUGGUCAAUGUGCACAAUAAUGAUCUCAUCAGCCAAUCUUUGAAAAGGGGUACACGUGUUUCACUCACAAUAAGGCAUGUACAGAAAAUUUCAAAAAUUAAAAUAAAGCUGGGGCGGUAGAUCUGCUUGAAGCUAAAACUAA